Stylonychia lemnae is the source of this 1434-nucleotide messenger RNA. The record is from the annotation of a GenBank genome assembly. Lineage: Eukaryota; Ciliophora; Spirotrichea; Sporadotrichida; Oxytrichidae.
AUGGAUCAACUAGUUUAAUUUAGUCCUUUGAACUUGAUGGCUCAGGAGAAAUCCAACACAGGACCAUCGAUCAUGCUGACUUAUGUAAUCAAAUUUCAAAGCAGUCCUCAGCUGAUAAGUAAACAGCCAAAGAAGAAAAUAGUAGUAAAGAUUGAUAAAAAAUCUGUGAAGGAAAAUGUUUUGAAACAAAAAUAUGCAUCGAAUAAAAACAUAAUGAAUAAUGAUAAUUUUAAUUUAAGGACUGAUGAUAGAAUCUCAUAAUUUGAUAUGAACGAAUCCUCUCCAAUUUCAAUGCUCCCUAAGAAAAUUUAUUCAAAUCAUAAAAAUUAGUAGUCAAUCAGCAAUAUCUCUUCAUAGUCAAGUGUUGUAAUUGGGGCAAAAUCAAUGAUGCCUUAGAGUGGGCAAAACUUAAAUAAGAAUAAAGACCGAUUAAUCAAGAAAAAUAAGAAAAUAAUGAAUAAUGUCAUCAUUAAAAGUAGAAAAGGCUCUUAUGGUGGAGCAAAUGCUUUCGGAUCCCUAACUGGCUUGAGUCCAAUCCAAAAUAAAAAAUAAGAUUAAUUAAGAAUUGGAUAAGAUAUGGCUUCAGCCAGAAACAACUAUGAAAACCCAAUAAGUAGUAUUCUUUAGAAUGACUAACAGUUGGUUCAAAAUUAAAUGAACUCCAGAAACCAGCAGAUAAGCCUCACAGUCAAACACUAGACCACUAAGACAAUAUAAUUCAACGAUAGAGAGCUAUAGUUCGGUCAAGAUGGAGUUAUUCAUAGACAUUCCUAAUCAAUUUAUUAAAAUAAUAUGGCCAAUAACUAAUUAUCUAAUUCUGUCAAUAAUUCCGAAUCAUAAAUGAAGAAAUCUGGAAUCUUGCAAAAGCUUAAAGUUAAUAAGAGACCAAUCAUAACUCUAAAAAAGAAUAAAUUCUCGGAGCCUCUUUCGCAAAUAAAUGAACAACAUAUUCAACAAUAGCAUUAAAGUCCAUACUAGCAACCAUACCCAGCCCCAAUUUAAGGGUCUUUGAGGAAAAGUAAAAUGGAAAGAUAUGGCUUAUCGUAAAUGAGAGCUAGGAAUCAUAGCUAUGGCGGAAGUGGAGAUAACAUUAACGUUAGAAAUUCUAUAAUGGAAUUUAAGAUGCCCUAAAUAGUUUAAGCUGAAGUUAAAUCUAGCUAGCAGCAAAGACAAAUGAAAAAGAGUAUGUAACUAAAUAACAUUGUGGAGAAUAAUGAGGAAAUAAUUAUCUAAGAUCAACAAAUACAUAAUCAUAAUGGUUAUAUCCCCAGUCAACAAAAUAAUCACAAUAUUCUGAGACAGAGUAUCAUUGCUAAGCCACCAAAAGCUAAAGCACUUCCGCCUCCCUCACAUAAAAAGCAAAGAGACUCAUUAGCAUCCAAUAGUAUAGGAGGUGGUCCAGGUGGUAUGCCUAGAUCUUAGAUGGAUCUUUGA